Messenger RNA from Amborella trichopoda, 1149 nucleotides. RefSeq lists its product as uncharacterized. The record is from RefSeq and is a predicted model, not a curated record. Lineage: Eukaryota; Viridiplantae; Streptophyta; Magnoliopsida; Amborellales; Amborellaceae. Gene Ontology annotation, molecular function: nucleic acid binding. Gene Ontology annotation, biological process: DNA integration.
AUGGUUGAAAACCAGUUCAACUCCACUAUCAAAACCAUAAGGUUCGAUACCGGAUAUGAGUUUCUUUCCUCUCAAAUGCAAGCCUUCCUUCAUGACAAAGGUAUCUUUCAUCAAAGGUCUUGUGUCAACAGACCUCAACAGAAUGGGGUGGUUGAACGCAAACACCGCCAUCGCCUUGAGAAAGCCCGAGCUCUUUGUUUUCAGGUUGGUUUACUUCUCACCUUUUGGGGAGAAGGUGUUUUAACAACCACUUACCUAAUAAAUCGCUUGUCUUUUCCAAUCCUCCAAGGGAAAUCUGCAUAUGAAACACUAUUCAAUUCUAAACCAGCCUAUAAUCACUUUUGUGUUUUAGGUUGUUUAUGUUUUGCUCAUACCAAAACCAUUGAUAAGUUUGCACCUCGUGCUAAAAAAUGUGUGUUUAUUGGCUACCCCUAUGGAAAAAAAGGAUACAAAGUUUAUGAUUUGGAAAAAUUAUUUUAUGUUAGCACAGAUGUGACCUUUCAUGAAAAUAAAUUUCCAUUUCUCACUAACAAGGUCGUUGAUGCUUCUCACAACUCUGUCACACCAAUCCCUCUUCCUAUCAUUGAAGAUGUUUCCCUUGAAUUAACUCGGCUCACAACUGCUGAUACACCACUUGACCAUCACCACACUCCCACCACCGAGCAGCAACCCACUACCCCUUAUGUGCUGUCGCUCGAACCUUCCAAUGACUUGUCCUGCAAGUCGUGUCCUCCACCUAGCGACCAACCUCUUCCUCCACUUGUCACCAACGGUCCAUCAUCGGCCUUUGAACAUACAACUUCCAUCCAACAACCCACACGUAGGUCCUCUCACCCUUACCGCCCAUCAAGCUGGCUCGUUGACUACAAGUGUGCUCAUGUGACAUCUUCCUCCACGACCAAUCACUCUACUUCAGCUAGUCAUCAUUCAGGUACUGAGCAUCCUCUUACUCAUUAUAUUUCCUAUGACAAAUUUUCCACACCUCAUAGAGCUGGUCUUGCUGCUAUUACCACUAACCAAGAACCUAGAACUUUCACAUCUGCUUCUAAAGAUCCUCGCAGGAGGGAUGCUAUGACUGCAGAAAUAAAGGCAUUAGAAGCCAAUAAUACUUGGUAUGUUACUCCCUUGAACCCGAAAAACAUGCUAUAA